Seriola aureovittata is the source of this 2907-nucleotide messenger RNA. RefSeq names its product mitochondrial fission process 1 (gene mtfp1). The coding region runs from base 90 to 587 and encodes 165 amino acids. The record is from RefSeq and is a predicted model, not a curated record. Gene Ontology annotation, cellular component: mitochondrion. The transcript is spliced from 4 exons. Gene Ontology annotation, biological process: mitochondrial fission. Lineage: Eukaryota; Metazoa; Chordata; Actinopteri; Carangiformes; Carangidae.
UGUCCCUCCUGAGUGUCAGCUUCCUACACUCUACCACCGAGCAUAUACGCUAGUAUAGCACCGGGGGAUGGAGUAAAGGGAGGAAAAGCAUGGAUGCCACCGAAGAAAAGCCGAGCAAAGCGGUCGACAUUUAUCGCGAUACGUGGGUCCGCUUCCUUGGCUAUGCCAAUGAGGUCGGGGAGGCCUUUCGUGCUCUGGUGCCAGUGAGUUUGGUCUGGGGCAGCUAUGCUGUGGCCACUGCGUACGUUACUGCUGAUGCUGUGGACAAAGGGAAGAAGGCAGCUGUGGCCCACGGGGACAACCCAGGGAAGACGACACGGGUAGCGGUAGCAGUGGUGGACACGUUUGUGUGGCAAGCCCUCGCCUCUGUGAUCAUCCCAGGCUUCACCAUUAACCGUGUGUGCGCCGCGUCACUCUACCUGCUGGGCAGAACUACAAAGUGGCCUCUGCCUGUCCGCAAGUGGACCACUACAGCUAUCGGCCUCUCCACCAUCCCCUUCAUCAUCACUCCUAUAGACAGGUCAGUGGAUUUCCUGCUUGACUCGAGCCUUCGGAAAGUCUACAAUGAGGGAGAGAAGCACGAAUGAAGAGGGACCAUGCUGGACACUGUCCCCUCCUGGGUAGAGAGGAGUCCAGUCUACGUAGACCUGUGCUGUUUAUCCACCACUGUGAAGCACUAAACAUGCGUACAGAAGGAUUUCAUGCAGCAAGAUUUCACAGUUAGUCAAAGACACGCAUAAUACAAUUAUUUUAUAUCUAAAUAAUAAAAUGUUUAAUGGUAGGUUUAGUUGGUAAAAGUGAAAUCCUGCUUUGUGAAAUAUCCCCUUGGGGAUCCUUAACUUUAACCUCUCAGGGCAAUCUGGGUAGCAACACCAAAAAAAUAGUUUAAAUAGGAAUGUAAAAGUUUGAAAACUGUUUCGCUGCUUUGUAAAGUAGUCUUCAGCAGGGAUACAGUCUACUGUUACAUUCUAGUGAUAGUGAGUACAAAGAAAGCCUCCAGGGUUGCCCUCAUGGGGGUAGAGUUGUGAGCCAUUUCUCUGGCCUGCAGAGCCUCACCUCAUUUCUAGAGAUUAAUUCCAAAUCAGCCAUAUUCAGUGGUACUGUACAGGCUAAAGAGCCAGUUUGCCAUGAUGUCCCACUAAUUCAUUACUUUGUCUUAGACUGUUUUUUUUUUUUUUUGCUUUUGUCUGAAAACAAAAAUAUCUGUUACUUACUACUGGAAAAGCUGUUUCAGGAGCGUCUAAUGCACUUUUCCAUUGUUUCAGUCUACCUUACUGUUGGUCAUUGGAGCCAGGAUUUGCAGCGAGAGCAUUUUAUACAUCCUAGCUGCAAUCUGUAUGAUUCUACCUACACUAUACUGUAUAGUGUGGUACAUAGCAUUUUAAUGAUUUCUCACCAGUAUCAAAACUGUUGGUUACGGAGUUUGUAGUCAGAUAUUAUUAGUUUACAAUACUGUAACACCUGUAAAUAUUAGACACAACAAGCUGUCCAUCCCACUUGGCUUUAGAUUAUUGAGACAGUACAGCGCUUCUCAAGUACCUGUGAAGGUCAGUGUGUCUAUGCAGGGAAUGGUUUAAGGGAUUCAUUUAGAAAUAAACAGUUACUGUCUGUGUAUUAUUGCCAAGGCGUUUCUUUGAGAAGCCAAGUUAUAUACUGUAUCUCAUGCUAAACUAUGCAAGGGAAAUUAGGCAUUGUGUACAUACAUGAGCUUUGCAAAUUACAGGGAAAGGGUAUAUGUGGUUACAUAAUGUUAAAUAUUCUAAAUAAAAAAUAUUGAAAAAUUAAAAAAAAAAAGUGACACCUGAUACAAAAUGUAGCUUUGGCUUCAGAUGAGCUGUCACUUUAAGACAAAUAAAACAACAUACUAUACUGGGAAUGGUUAUCAUUGCCAGUCUGUUUGUCAGUAUACACCAGUGUACCAUUUUAGAAUAACUUGUGUUUAAUGUGUCACACCAUAUUCUCUUUGCUAUGAAGGAUGUGGUUGACUUUGUCAUGGAGGGAGAUAUGCUGAAAGGGAAGAUUGUGAAAACUUGGGAUGCACCAAUUACCAUGUUUUUACAUGCUGGUACCGAUGCAGCCUAUUCAAUAGUAUUUGAUAAACAGAUCGGGUCACGAGGCCAUUUAAACCGUGAAUUCUUUCUAUUGGCUUGUUAAAUGAUUGAAGCAUGUGUGCUCAGGGCUCCAGUGUGUGUAGUAUUGGAUAUUUUCAUCCACAUAAGCACAGACUUUUACCUUUACGUAAAUAUAAGGGAAUAAACCUUUUUCAUGUCAGACCAUUUGAUUUGUCAGAGCAGGAAAAGCACAUUUGUAUAUAAUAAAGCUCAAGUAUUGACACCCCAAUUGAUUAUUAAUUAUAAAUUACACCUUUUUUUCCUGCUAUGACAUGUCUGCACCGAAAAAAAAGCUUAUUCGUGCAUCUCUAGUGAAAAUCUACAUGCAUCUCUAGUGAAAAUCUACAUUUUCUAUACAGUAUAUAUAUAUAUAUAUAUAUAUAUACUAUAUAUACACACACACACAUAUAUAUAUAUAUGUGUGUAUUUAUGUUCAAUUUUAACAUUUCAGAUUUGACACAUAACUUCACUGUGUUUUUAUCAUCACGUGCUGCAAAAGAAAAGGAAUGGUUUACCUACUUGAACAUUUCUUUGAUGUUUUCUUUAGCGGCAGUGUGUUUGGAAGUGGGUUCUAUGAGUCACAUUUUCAGCCUUAACUGAAUAAAAAACUUUGUUCUGUUCUGUCUGAAGUUCACAAGGAGGAGAUAAUUUUUCAUGUGAAAGUAACUGUUGAAAGCUGAAGCUCCAUUCAUUACAAUGGACAGUGAAUAUUCAAUGAUCCUCUUAUUCUGUAAUAACUUCUGAAACACUGGAGAAAGAAAGAUCUGUAGUGAAAUAAAUUAUAUGAUGACAGAAA